This is a messenger RNA of Brienomyrus brachyistius, 846 nucleotides long. RefSeq names its product odorant receptor 131-2-like. Gene Ontology annotation, cellular component: membrane. The transcript has 3 exons. The record is from RefSeq and is a predicted model, not a curated record. The coding region runs from base 39 to 815 and encodes 258 amino acids. Gene Ontology annotation, biological process: G protein-coupled receptor signaling pathway. Gene Ontology annotation, molecular function: G protein-coupled receptor activity. Lineage: Eukaryota; Metazoa; Chordata; Actinopteri; Osteoglossiformes; Mormyridae.
UUCAGCAGGUCUGUACAACCUGACAGUCCAGUGGUGACAUGCUGUUCGCUGAAAAGAAAAAAACUCAAUUUGCACAUUUUCUCCUUCUCUUUGCUCCCAGGACCCUGAAAAUGGGGGACAAUUCGACAGGAAUAGUGGAUGGCAGCAAAUGGUCAGAAAUUCUCUCAUUCGGGCCUCUCAUCACAGAGGUGCUGGUGGGCAUCUUCUUAUACAUCAACGGCCUCAUGAUCUUCACCUUCUUCAUGAAGGAGGCCUUUCGCACUGAUACCCGCUAUAUCCUUUUUGCCCACAUGCUCUUUGUGGAUUCCUCGGUGAUGGUGACGACAAACCUGGCUGUGCUGUUUAUGCACUAUGGUGUGGUGAUCCCCUUUGAGGUCUGUAUAGUGCUCAACCUGAUGAUGACCUGGUUGGAUUUCUGCACGCCUCUGACCUUGGUGGCCAUGUGCCUGGAGCGCUAUGUGGCUGUGUGUAAGCCCCUAAGGCACGCUGCCAUCUCCACGCCGAGGAUUAGAGUGGUGGGCCUGCUCCUCAUUUGGGGGCUGGGCUGUGUACCUGCCCUCGUCAUCAUCUUUUCUUGCACAGCCUCAGUCUCAGUUAAGCAGCUCAGCAUGAGAGUCUUGUGCUCCAUGGAUGCACUGAUUGUGAUUGAGUGGCAGAAGUACCUCCAAAUUGCUGUGUUCAAAUUCUAUUUCUUGCUCAUGUCCAUGGUCAUCGCCUUCACAUACGUCAAGGUGGCUGCAGCUGCCCGGUCUGCCUCUGGUGACAACAGCAAGUCAAGCGCCAAAGGAAACACCAGUGAGAUGAGCUCCUGCUAAAGCUUUUCGAACAACAACAACAACAACUCCG